Molecule: messenger RNA, 1853 nt
Organism: Carassius gibelio (silver crucian carp)
Lineage: Eukaryota; Metazoa; Chordata; Actinopteri; Cypriniformes; Cyprinidae
Gene: chchd3a
Product: coiled-coil-helix-coiled-coil-helix domain containing 3a
Exons: 9
Coding region: 163-1209 (348 amino acids)
Biological process (GO): inner mitochondrial membrane organization
Cellular component (GO): MICOS complex; mitochondrion
Source: RefSeq, a predicted model, not a curated record
GGGCUACAGGCGGAAGCGCUGUGUGCGUUUCUGUUUCUGUACGGGAGCGUGCGGCCCUGGUGCUCGCGCGUAACAACUAGAGAGCUGCCAAUUCUUUGGAGUUCAUAACUACUUAUCAAAUAAACUAGUUGGUUAAACAACAGCGGGCUUGUUUGACCAGAAAUGGGAUCCAACAACAGCACGCGCCGCGUGUCUUUUGAGUCGGAUGAGAAUGAGAACAUAACGAUAGUGAAGGGCAUAAGGCUCUCAGAGAAGGUCAUCGACCGCAUGAGGGAACCCUCCGGCCCACCACAGCCCCCCACCAGAGCCCCUCCAGCUUCUCCUCCCAUGGUUGAUCCUCUGCCAGCACUGGUGCCAAUAUCUCCUCCACCUGACCCUGUCACUCCCCUUCCAUCUUCUUCCUUGCCAGAGCGAGUCAAACUCCCUGAGCAAGUGAAAGCUACUGCACCUCCUCCAGAGCCGCUCAUUCUCCCCCCACCUCCUCCCGUAGCGACAGCACCAGCUGAAUCAGUGGGUGCUGUAUCAGCCCCUGCAGCUGAAUUUGUCGCUCCUGUCGCUGAAACUAUCCCACAGCCUUCUCCGCCUGUAGAAAAACCUGUGUCUUCUUCGCCAGCACCUGCUCCCGCCGUGUAUGAGUCUGAACUGAGAAGAAAGAUCGCUGAAGAGUUGCAGAAAAACCUGGAGGAAGAGAGGAGAAAGGCACGGGAGGAGCUCAGGCAACGGCUGGAAAAAGAAAAGUCCCAGGCUCAUGCUGAGGCCCAGGCAGAAGCUCAAGCCCAGGUAAAGGACGAGGUGAGCAGGAUCCUUGCAUUAGAGAAAGAGCAGAGCAUCAAGAAAGCCAUACUGAGAGAAAGAAUCACAACCGAGGAUGAAAGACUGCAAGCUCAGAUAUAUGCUAGACAGUUAGAGGAGAGAGAUAAAGAGCUCCGGAAGCAGGACGCCUUCUACAGAGAACAAUUGGCCAAGCUAAAGGAAAGGAGUGCCCAGUUCUACAAGGUUACAAAUGAAAACCAUCAAAAGGCAGCAGACGAGGUCAACGCCAAGUUUAAGCGGUAUGAAAUUAGUCCAGUGUGCACCGACCUUCAGGGCCAGAUUCUGAAGUGCUACAGAGAAAAUGCUGGAAAAAGUCUGCUGUGCUCCAACAUCGCCUCUCAAUACAUGCAGUGUGUCAACAGUGCAAAACAGGACAAGUUGAGGACUGGAGGUUAAGUCUCUGGGCAGGAAGAGUGGGAGACCUGUUUGUAUCAGUGAUCUCACCGUUUAUCGACUGUUGCCAAGGAAAGACACCACCCAAAGACACACCUGAGCAGAGCUGAAGCAGAAUCUGCAGUCAAUUGAGAGCUAGAUACCCUUGAACCUUGCCCUUUUUCCUAUACCACUUUUACCUUUCUAUCUCCUUCCUGUUAUUUCACCUUUAUCCAGUAAAAGGGAAACUGGCAUCCAUUUCUCAAAUGGACAGAAUCCGUAAGCAGCGGCGAUCAUACAGUAGGUGGAACUCAAAGGUCCUGAGCACCUGAACCAGAAAAUGCACCAUUUUUUGGUUCUCAAAGGAUAGCACACAGUGAAGAGAACCUAACUAGACCACAAAUAUUGGCCGCACUAGGCCAUUCUAGACCCAACCACAGUAGAAUCCCAGAACUCUGAGUUGGUCUGGUUGUGUAGUGUCAUCAUACCUGUGAUCCACCCUGCUAACCCACCACAAUCACACUUCCCAUUGCACUAGUCACAUCCUUCAGCUGUUCGUUGUGUUUUUGCGUGUGAUGUUCAUUACCGUUUUUUGUCUCGUCGUUCACACAAAAAGGUCAGGCCUGUUCACCUGGUCUGCUUUAAAGAAUAAACUAUUCAAACCCUAA